AUGAACUUCCAGGCGGGCGGCGGGCAGAGCCCACAGCAGCAGCAGAGCCUGGCGGCCUCGGGGGCGGGCGGCGGGGGCGGUGGGGGCGGAGGGCAGUUCGGCGGCGCUGGGCCUGGGGCUGGGGGCUCCGGCGGCCCCUCCCAGCAGCUGGCCGGAGGGCCCCCCCAGCAGUUCGCGCUGUCCAACUCGGCGGCCAUCCGGGCCGAGAUCCAGCGCUUUGAGUCGGUGCACCCCAACAUCUACGCCAUUUACGAUUUGAUCGAGCGCAUAGAGGAUUUGGGGCUGCAGAACCAGAUCCGAGAGCACGUCAUCUCCAUCGAGGAUUCAUUUGUCAAUAGCCAAGAAUGGACCCUGAGCCGAUCUGUCCCUGAGCUUAAAGUGGGCAUUGUUGGGAACCUGUCUAGCGGGAAGUCAGCUCUGGUGCAUCGAUAUUUGACAGGGACCUAUGUCCAGGAGGAGUCCCCAGAAGGGGGCCGAUUUAAGAAGGAGAUCGUGGUGGAUGGCCAGAGCUACCUACUGCUGAUACGAGAUGAGGGAGGACCUCCUGAGCUCCAGUUUGCUGCCUGGGUGGAUGCUGUGGUGUUUGUGUUCAGCCUGGAGGACGAGAUCAGCUUCCAGACGGUGUACAACUAUUUCCUUCGGCUCUGCAGCUACCGUAGUGCCAGCGAGGUGCCCAUGGUCCUGGUGGGCACUCAGGAUGCUAUCAGUGCCGCCAACCCCCGAGUGAUUGAUGACAGCCGGGCCCGAAAACUCUCCACAGACCUGAAGCGCUGCACCUACUAUGAGACAUGUGCGACUUACGGACUCAAUGUGGAGCGCGUCUUCCAGGACGUGGCACAGAAGGUGGUGGCCUUGCGGAAGAAGCAACAGCUAGCCAUUGGGCCCUGCAAGUCACUACCCAACUCACCCAGCCACUCGGCCGUGUCCGCCGCCUCCAUCCCAGCCGUGCACAUCAACCAGGCCACGAAUGGCGGCGGCAGCGCCUUCAGCGACUACUCAUCCUCCGUCCCCUCCACCCCCAGCAUCAGCCAGCGGGAGCUGCGUAUCGAGACCAUCGCUGCCUCCUCCACCCCCACACCCAUCCGCAAGCAGUCCAAGCGGCGAUCCAACAUCUUCACGUCUCGAAAGGGCGCCGACCUGGACCGGGACAAGAAAGCGCUGGAAUGCAAGGUGGACAGUAUCGGCAGCGGUCGAGCCAUCCCCAUUAAGCAGGGGAUUCUGCUGAAACGAAGCGGCAAGUCCUUGAACAAGGAGUGGAAGAAGAAGUAUGUGACUCUGUGUGACAACGGGCUGCUCACCUACCACCCCAGCUUACAUGAUUACAUGCAGAAUAUUCAUGGCAAGGAAAUCGACCUGCUGCGCACCACGGUCAAAGUCCCAGGGAAGCGGCUACCCCGGGCCACAGCCUCCACAGCCUCAGCUGGUGCCAGCCCCCGUGCCAAUGGGCUGGUCCUAGAGAGAAGCAACACCCAGCUUGGGGGGAGUACAGGUGCCCCCCAUUCAGCCAGCAGCACGUCCCUGCACUCGGACCGCUCCCUGAGCAGCUCAGCCUUGGCAGGGCCCCGGCCGGACGGGCUCCAUCAGCGUUCCUGCUCUGUAUCUAGCGCUGACCAGUGGAGUGAAGCGACUGCCCUGCCCCCGGGCAUUCAGCACCCUGCCAGUGGCCCAUCUGACGUGCUCAGCUCCAGCCCUAAGCUGGAGCCCCCUCCAUCGCCCCACGCCAACCGUAAGAAGCACCGUCGGAAAAAAAGUACGGGAACCCCCCGACCGGACGGCCCCACUAGCAUGGCUGAAGAUGCAGAAGAGUCUUUUGAGUUCAUGGUCGUGUCGCUCACGGGGCAGACGUGGCAUUUUGAGGCCUCCACGGCAGAAGAGCGGGAGCUGUGGGUACAGAGUGUCCAGGCUCAGAUCCUCGCCAGCCUGCAGGGUUGUCGGAGUGCCAAGGAUAAGACGCGCCUGGGCAGUCAGAACUCGGCACUGGCCGUGCAGGCCGUCCGCACCGCCCGAGGCAACAGCUUCUGUAUCGACUGCGACUCUCCCAACCCGGACUGGGCCAGCCUGAACCUGGGUGCCCUCAUGUGCAUUGAAUGCUCGGGGAUCCACCGGCACCUGGGGGCCCACCUGUCUCGAGUGCGGUCCCUGGAUCUGGACGACUGGCCCCCUGAGCUGCUGGCUGUGAUGACCGCCAUGGGCAACGCUUUGGCCAACAGCGUGUGGGAGGGGGCCCUGGAUGGCUACGCCAAGCCGGGGCCCGAGGCCUGCAGGGAGGAGAAGGAGCACUGGAUCAGGGCCAAGUACGAGCAGAAGCUGUUCCUGGCGCCCCUGCCCAGCUCUGACGUGCCCCUGGGCCAGCAGCUGCUCCGGGCCGUGGUGGAGGACGACCUGCGGCUCCUGGUGAUGCUCUUGGCCCACGGCUCCAAGGAGGAGGUGAACGAGACCUACGGGGACGGGGAUGGCCGCACCGCCCUGCACCUGUCCAGCGCCAUGGCCAACGUCGUCUUCACCCAGCUGCUCAUCUGGUACGGGGUGGAUGUGAGGAGCCGGGACGCCCGGGGCUUGACUCCGCUGGCCUACGCCCGCCGAGCCGGCAGCCAGGAGUGUGUGGAUAUCCUGCUGCAGCAUGGCUGCCCCGGGGAGGGCAGCCUGACCCCCACCCCUGCCAAUGGUUCUAGCACCUCCGCCGAGCUGCACCGGAGCCCUAGCCUCCUGUGAGGCCCGGGGAGGAUCGGGGUCCGAGGAGACCCCAGCAUCUGGGGCUCACCUCCCUCCCCCUGCAGGAAAGGGGGAGAGAGACAUAGGCAAGGGGGGACACAGGGGGAGAAAGAGGGGGUGGAGAGGAGAAGAAGAGGACAAGGAAGGGAGGAAUUGCAGCUGACGCCCAGCCCAGGGCCCCGUGGGUGCCAUUGAAAAGGGACGGGCCCUUUGGAGGCACCUAAAGGGAGGGGAGAGCAGGCCCUCUCCCCUUCCCUGCCUCCUGCCCUUCGCCUUCACCCCGAGGCUUCAUUCAAGGACUGUUCACAAAGCCAUGGCCGGACUAGCCUGGAGAUGAGGUGUGGAGAGUGUGGGGCACUGGAUGAAGAGCCUGAGGAGAGGGGCGAGGGCAUCCGUGAGCCCCGUGUAAAAUCUGUACAUUGGAAUAUUUAUGUGUGUGUACAUAUGUGUGUGUGACGAGCCAAUAAACCAGACUGUGUGUG
Messenger RNA from Gracilinanus agilis (Agile Gracile Mouse Opossum), 3194 nucleotides. It is a transcript of the gene AGAP3, whose product is annotated as ArfGAP with GTPase domain, ankyrin repeat and PH domain 3. The transcript has 18 exons. Gene Ontology annotation, cellular component: nucleus. The record is from RefSeq and is a predicted model, not a curated record. Bases 1 to 2712 code for a protein of 903 amino acids. Lineage: Eukaryota; Metazoa; Chordata; Mammalia; Didelphimorphia; Didelphidae. Gene Ontology annotation, biological process: proteasome-mediated ubiquitin-dependent protein catabolic process. Gene Ontology annotation, molecular function: GTP binding; GTPase activity; GTPase activator activity.